CCCGGCGGCGUGUGAAUGGCGGCUUCGGCGGCGGCGGCGGCCUCGGCGGCGGCGGCGGCCGCCUCCGGCAGCCCGAGCUCGGGUGAGGGCUCGGCGGGCGCCGAGAAGCGCGCCGCCGCCUCCUCGGCCGCGGGCUCAGCAUCGGCCUCGGCGGCGGCGUCCGCCUCGGCGUCGUCACCCGCGGGGGGCGGCGGCGAGGCGCUGGAGCUAUUGGAGCACUGCGGCGUGUGUCGGGAGCGCCUGCGGCCGGAGAGGGAACCGCGCCUGCUACCUUGCCUGCACUCGGCCUGCAGCGCCUGCCUCGGGCCCCCGGCGCCUGCAGCCGCCAACAGCUCGGGGGAUGGAGGUGCAGCGGGCGACGGUUCUGUGGUGGACUGUCCAGUAUGUAAGCAGCAAUGUUUCUCCAAAGAUAUCGUGGAGAAUUAUUUCAUGCGAGACUGUGGCGGUAAGGCCGCCACGGAUUCCCAGGAUGCGAAUCAGUGCUGCACUAGCUGUGAGGAUAAUGCCCCAGCCACCAGUUAUUGUGUGGAGUGCUCUGAGCCGCUCUGUGAGACCUGUGUGGAGGCGCACCAGCGGGUGAAGUACACCAAGGACCACACCGUGCGCUCCACUGAGAAGAGAGAAGAGGUCUCCAGGCGUGGCUCAGGAGGAAAAGGGCCAGCCAAGUCGAGGGACGGUGAGCGCACUGUGUAUUGCAAUGUGCACAAGCACGAGCCCCUUGUGCUGUUCUGCGAGAGCUGCGACACCCUCACCUGCCGGGAUUGCCAGCUCAACGCCCACAAAGACCACCAGUACCAGUUCCUGGAGGAUGCAGUGAGAAACCAGCGCAAGCUCCUGGCCUCGUUGGUGAAGCGCCUCGGGGACAAGCAUGCAACACUGCAGAAGAACACCAAGGAGGUUCGCAGCUCGAUCCGCCAGGUGUCUGACGUACAGAAGCGCGUGCAAGUGGACGUUAAGAUGGCCAUCCUGCAGAUCAUGAAGGAACUGAACAAGCGGGGCCGCGUGCUGGUCAACGAUGCCCAGAAGGUAACUGAGGGGCAGCAGGAGCGCCUGGAACGGCAGCACUGGACCAUGACCAAGAUCCAGAAGCACCAGGAACACAUCUUGCGCUUUGCCUCGUGGGCUCUGGAGAGUGACAACAACACUGCUUUGUUGCUCUCCAAGAAGCUGAUCUACUUCCAGCUGCACCGGGCCCUUAAGAUGAUUGUGGACCCCGUGGAGCCCCAUGGCGAGAUGAAAUUUCAGUGGGACCUCAAUGCCUGGACCAAGAGUGCAGAGGCCUUUGGCAAGAUUGUGGCCGAGCGUCCUGGCACCAACUCCACAGGCCCGGCACCCAUGGCCCCUCCUCGGGCUCCGGGGCCUUUGAGCAAGCAGGGAUCUGGCAGCAGCCAGCCUAUGGAGGUGCAGGAAGGCUACGGCUUCGGAUCGGAUGACCCUUACUCAAGUGCUGAGCCCCAUGUGUCGGGGGUGAAGCGGCCCCGCUCAGGUGACGGCGAGGUGAGUGGCCUCAUGCGCAAGGUGCCACGGGUGAGCCUCGAACGCCUGGACUUGGAUCUCACGGCUGACAGCCAGCCACCAGUCUUCAAGGUCUUCCCAGGCAGCACCACUGAAGAUUACAACCUCAUCGUCAUUGAGCGAGGUGCUGCUGCCGCCGCUGCUGGCCAGCCUGGGACUGCGCCCUCAGGGGUCCCUGGGGCCCCUCCCCUGCCGGGAAUGGCCAUUGUCAAGGAGGAAGAAACAGAGGCUGCCAUUGGAGCUCCGCCUGCUGCCACCGAGGGCCCAGAGACCAAGCCUGUGUUGAUGGCCCUGGGGGAGGGCCCUGGUGCAGAGGGUCCCCGCCUGGCUUCACCCAGUGGCAGCACCAGCUCAGGUCUGGAGGUGGUGGCUCCAGAGGGCACCUCAGCCCCAGCUGGUGGCCCAGGUUCCCUGGAUGACAGUGCCACCAUCUGCCGUGUCUGCCAGAAGCCAGGUGACCUGGUCAUGUGCAACCAGUGCGAGUUCUGCUUCCACCUGGACUGCCACCUGCCUGCCCUGCAGGAUGUGCCAGGGGAGGAGUGGAGCUGCUCUCUCUGCCAUGUGCUGCCCGACCUGAAGGAGGAGGAUGGCAGCCUGAACCUGGAUGGGGGGGAUAGUACCGGAGUGGUGGCCAAGCUCUCACCAGCCAACCAGCAGAAGUGUGAGCGUGUUCUGCUGGCCCUCUUUUGCCAUGAGCCCUGCCGGCCUCUGCACCAGCUGGCUACUGACUCCACCUUCUCCCUGGAUCAGCCUGGGGGCACCCUGGACUUAACCCUUAUCCGAGCCCGCCUCCAGGAGAAGCUGUCACCCCCCUACAGCUCCCCCCAGGAGUUUGCCCAGGAUGUGGGCCGCAUGUUCAAGCAGUUCAACAAGCUGACUGAGGACAAGGCCGACGUGCAGUCCAUCAUUGGCCUGCAGCGCUUCUUUGAGACUCGCAUGAAUGAGGCCUUCGGGGACACCAAGUUCUCUGCUGUGCUAGUGGAGCCCCCGCCGCUGAGCCUGCCUGGUGCUGGCCUGAGUGCCCAGGACCUGUCCAGUGGCCCUGGUGAGGGCCCCUGAGGCUGGGCAGCCCCUGAGCCAGCCCAGCCUGGCUCUGUUCUCUGUCCUGUCACUCCUUUCCCCAUCUCCUUCCUCUGGUGGCCUGGCUCCCACUCCUUGGUGGCCCGUACCCUAGUCCCUCACGAUAUGGUUUUUACUUCUGUGGAUUUAAUAAAAACUUCACCAAUUA
Molecule: messenger RNA, 2743 nt
Organism: Dama dama (fallow deer)
Lineage: Eukaryota; Metazoa; Chordata; Mammalia; Artiodactyla; Cervidae
Gene: TRIM28
Product: tripartite motif containing 28
Exons: 18
Coding region: 16-2574 (852 amino acids)
Molecular function (GO): protein binding; zinc ion binding; transcription corepressor activity
Source: RefSeq, a predicted model, not a curated record